Messenger RNA from Calidris pugnax (ruff), 1193 nucleotides. It is a transcript of the gene SKIC8, whose product is annotated as WD repeat domain 61. The transcript has 11 exons. The record is from RefSeq and is a predicted model, not a curated record. Gene Ontology annotation, molecular function: protein binding. Gene Ontology annotation, cellular component: Cdc73/Paf1 complex. NCBI's taxonomy places the organism in Eukaryota, Metazoa, Chordata, Aves, Charadriiformes, Scolopacidae. Bases 77 to 994 code for a protein of 305 amino acids.
UACAGUGCGACGACGGCGGCGGCGGGCAGGAAGCUCGGUGGCCGAGCAUUCCUGUUGCGGCUGCUUCUGUAAAGACAUGACCACACAGUACGGUAUUCUCUUCAAGCAAGAGCAAGCUCACGAUGAUGCCAUUUGGUCAGUUGCCUGGGGAAAAAAUAAAAAAGAUGGUUCUGAAACAGUGAUCUCUGGUUCUUUGGAUGAUCUAGUGAAGGUGUGGAAGUGGAAUGAUGAAAAAUUGGAUCUACAAUGGACGUUGGAGGGUCACCAGCUGGGCGUGGUGUCUGUGGAUAUCAGCCACACGGGCUCCAUCGCAGCAUCCAGCUCCCUCGAUGCCCACAUUCGCCUCUGGGAUUUAGAAACUGGCAAACAGAUCAAGUCAAUAGAUGCUGGCCCUGUUGAUGCUUGGUCCCUGGCUUUUUCACCUGAUUCCCAGUACCUUGCAACAGGAAGUCAUGUCGGAAAAGUAAAUAUUUUUGGUGUUGAAACCGGAAAGAAAGAAUAUUCUCUGGACACCAGAGGAAAGUUCAUCCUUAGCAUUGCAUAUAGUCCAGAUGGAAAAUACUUAGCCAGUGGAGCAAUAGAUGGCAUUAUCAAUAUUUUUGAUAUUGCAACUGGAAAACUUCUGCAUACGCUAGAAGGUCACGCGAUGCCUAUUCGUUCACUGACAUUUUCUCCGGAUUCCCAGUUACUUGUAACUGCUUCAGAUGACGGCUAUAUCAAAAUUUAUGAUGUGCAACACGCAAACUUGGCUGGUACAUUAAGUGGGCAUGGAUCCUGGGUAUUAAAUGUAGCAUUUUGUCCCGAUGAUACACAUUUUGUUUCCAGUUCAUCUGAUAAAAGUGUGAAAGUUUGGGAUGCUGGGACGAGAACCUGUGUUCACACUUUCAUUGACCACCAAGAUCAGGUUUGGGGAGUGAAAUACAAUGGAAGCGGGUCCAAAAUUGUAUCUGUUGGGGAUGACCAAGAAAUUCAUAUUUAUGACUGUCCAGUUUAAAUGUCUUGACUGGAACCCUUUGGUUAACUCUUGCAGCAGUUUUUAUGAAUACUACUGUCCUUCUAUGUAAUUUUUUUAAUAUGAUAAAAACACUUUAGUAAUGCUGAUCUGCAAAAUCAGAUAUGUUUAUAUGUAAUUUUGAUUUUGUUUAGCAUGAAAUAAAGCUUUACUUUUUUUAAAAUAAAAGCUAAUGAUGCAA